CCGGGAACACAAUUCGCACCGCGUCGCUCCGGAAGUCCGGAGCCGUGGACCGGACCACGCCGGGAGAGCGGAGACGACAGCAGCUGCCGCGAUUCCUCUGUCCAUGUUCAUGUCGCGCUGAGGCUGAGACCUGAGAGGGGAGACGAAGCCCCGCGCGAGAUGGCGGUGGACGCGACCACGGCCAUGACCAUCGACUUCCUCCGCGCGCGCCUCCUCUCCGAGCGCUCCGUCUCCCGCGCCGCCAAGGAGCGCGCCGACCAGUUCUCCAAGCGGGUCGCGGAGCUGGAGGAACAGCUCCGGACGGUGACGACCCAGCGGCGGAAGGCGGAGCGGGCCGCCGCGGAGGUGCUCGCCAUCCUCGAGUCCCAGGGCUUCGACCGCUUCUCCGACGCCGCAGAUUCCGAUUACGGCGACGACGACGAGACUGGUGGCCCCGAGUCCGCCGAGUGCGGGAGUGGCGGCAAGGCCCGCGUGGAAGCGGAGGAUGCGCUGUCCAGUUCGGAGCUGGGAGGCCCGACUGGGGCGCCUCAGGCCGCCGGGGCGCUGUCGUGGAAGGGCCGCGCCGGGAGCCCUGACUCGGACAGGCGGCAGCCGCAUCAGAAAGUUAGGCAACUCAGGCAGAGGCAUAGCCAUAAUAACCACAGGAGGAGCUACUUUUACUUGCUCACCGCGGAUUCGUCGCCCAAGUACCAGCCGGGGCAGUCCUGCCGGAAGAUCAAGAGAAAGGAGCUAAUAAGAUUGCAAACUGAAGGUGAGGAUGGCAAGGACAAUGUUGCCCUGAGUCUGGAGGAGCAGGAAAGAUCAGAUUGCACAGUUUGCACCGAUGAGCAACAUGAUUUGGAUGGCGAGGUGAGCCAAGAUGGGCGAGGUUCUUGUUGUGACAGAAGAACUGAGGAUGUCAAUAAAAGGUACACCAUGGAGUAUGAGAAGGAUGAGGAAAUGGAAAGGGUGCUUGAGAAGCAGGCUGAGUUUAUUGGGCAGUAUGAGGCAGAAGAAAAUGCUCAGAGGGAGUGGGAGAAGAAAUUCAGUGGAAGCCAAGAUUCAACUGUGGAUGAUGUUGACCUAGACAAUAAGUUAAAUCAGAAUGAACAAACUUGCAAGCAGAGGGGCAAAGCUGCUCAGAUUCUCGAUAGACAAGUUGUUUGCGAAGAGAUAAGGUCAAGUGAUAAAGAUCUCUUCGGCAUCAAUAGUUCAUCAGAAUGUCUCUUGAAUGGCUCCUCCUCUGGCUUGUCCACAAAUGUUCCAGAAGUAAGUUUUAUUGGGAAGUGCAAAGAAUCUGAUCAGGAUUUUCUGCAGGCUACUGUAGUGGUUGCUUCAGUUGAUAGUGAGUUGCAUGUUAGAAAGGAUGAGUUGGUAAAUAGAAGUUAUACUGAAGUUUUUGAAGGAAGUGGGAAUAAUAUUGGAAGAUCAAUUUCUUCACCAAAGAAAAGCUAUAAUAGCAGCCCAAAUGCAGGACAUAGUAAAGGUCAAGGAGAUGAAAAUUCAGACACUAGUUCAAACUACCAUGCAAAUUCUCACUCAUAUGAGCACUACAUGACAACACCAUCAGUCGGAAGUUCAUUAAGUGAUACCCCUAAAAGCAAAGUAUCUGAAUGGAGUCUGUCAUGCUUUCAUAACCAUACUGAUAAUCAGAUUGACACGCAGCUGUAUCAACCCUCAAGGGAUGAUGUGGGAGGUGUUCUAGAGGCCCUUCAACGUGCCAAGAUAUCCCUCAGAGAAAAGCUGAGAAGGCCAAGUCCACCCAGCCAAGACAUGUUGACACUUCCAGCACCAGAGGAUCACUACACAAAUGAUGAUUUGCCUGUCAACGACACAGAACUUUCGCUUUGCAUAUCACAACGGUUUAGCCAGGAAAUAUUGUCACUACCAGCAUCAGAAGACUGUCUUAACAGGAUCGAUUUACCAGGUGAUGAUGCAAAGGUACCAGUUGGUCCUGCUGGCUUGUUCCGGUUACCAACAGACUUGUUUCCCCAAAACAGGGCAUGUUCAACUGAUGGCUAUGGUUCAAGGUUCAGUUUGACAUCAAGUCAGCAAACCAUCUACUCGAGCAACCCUGCUAAUAAUAUCAUGUCAACUGCAUCACUUCCUCAAUAUGGUUCUCAGUUCUCACUGAAUCCGUAUUACCAUCCUCAUAAUUCUAUGUUGCUGUUAAUGCCUAUUGAUGGUGGGCAUAACUUCCCAGUGUCAGACUUUGCAACAGGAGAUGGCUCUUUCAUCCCUGAAACAAGGUCUAGCAAUGUUUUAAGAAGAGGAAUGCCUUCUGGAGAUGCAAGCAUGCUCUUCCAGUAUAGUACUGCUUAUAACCAAUAGCUGGAGUGCAGUAGCUAGCCAUGCUUAGGACUUAGUCCAGGGAUAGUUUUUGUGUUAGAUGGUAUUUGUUGCACUAAUUCUGCCUAUGGUGAUAGUGAUGUGCGUCAUGUUGUAUUGCUAUCCAAUAACAAGUUUUGUUUAUAAGCAGCGUUUGUUAUUUCUUGUGCUCUCGAGAGCCACUGGAACUGGAAGCUGGUACUUUUAUAUAUACAACUGAGUGUCAUGGAAACCAA
This is a messenger RNA of Brachypodium distachyon (stiff brome), 2543 nucleotides long. RefSeq lists its product as uncharacterized. Bases 160 to 2310 code for a protein of 716 amino acids. NCBI's taxonomy places the organism in Eukaryota, Viridiplantae, Streptophyta, Magnoliopsida, Poales, Poaceae. The transcript is spliced from 4 exons. The record is from RefSeq and is a predicted model, not a curated record.